Molecule: messenger RNA, 873 nt
Organism: Jaculus jaculus (lesser Egyptian jerboa)
Lineage: Eukaryota; Metazoa; Chordata; Mammalia; Rodentia; Dipodidae
Gene: Triml2
Product: tripartite motif family like 2
Molecular function (GO): protein binding
Source: RefSeq, a predicted model, not a curated record
AUGGUGAUGGUUCAGGCAAGUUACUACCUAGAUUCUUGGAGAAAAUUACCAGUCAUGCUAGAUAGCAGUUACUGCUGGUUACUGUAUGAGUUUAACUCCCUGGGCCUGCAAGGAUGUGGAUUUAUCUUGAACUUGGGAACAGCUAAUCAUAAUCAGCAGAUGAGUUUUACUACAAAGCUAGAAGAGAAGUCCAAGGAAACACCACAGGUUGUCCUUUUCAAUGGAGGUGAGUUGGUACUGCAUCAGUACCUAGAGCCUGCUAGUAUCACAAACCUGAGCUCAUGCCAAAUACGAGAAAUGAGCAAAAUGCUAAUGCUGUGCCAAAGGCAUAUAACUUUGGAUCCUGGAACAGCUCAUCCACGCCUGGUCUUAUCCAACAACCUUAGAAGUAUGACAUUUGGAAAUAAGACACAGGAUGUCCCAAGCACCCCAGAGACAUUUGAUUUCAGUGCCACAGUGUUGGGUGCAGAAAGCUUCAUCUUGGGGAUGCACUAUUGGGAGGUAGCUGUGGGAAAGGCAACAAAGUAACAGUUGGGGAUACAUGACUGUGCAGACAGACUGAGCAACAUGCUUAAAGCUUCUGGAGAUGAAAUCUUGCUCAGAGGAGCCAUGAUGGAGAUUGAUUACACUUCCUGGGUCUUCCCCCCUCUAAGAAAGACCUGCCUGAGGCAGCAAAUGGACAAAACCAGCAUCUUCCUAGAUUAUGAUUAUGGGCAGAUAUUAUUCUACAAUGUGACCGAGAGAACCCUCAUUUAUAAUGUCUCUUAUCUUACUUUCCAUGUAACAAUUAGACCUAUAUUUUCCCUUUGUAUUUCAAAUGAACACACAAAUUCAGACUCUCAUAGAACGUGUCCCCUUUAUGUCCCUGCCUAA